Messenger RNA from Manihot esculenta (cassava), 2235 nucleotides. Its product is annotated as 9-cis-epoxycarotenoid dioxygenase NCED2, chloroplastic. The transcript has a single exon. Gene Ontology annotation, cellular component: chloroplast stroma. The record is from RefSeq and is a predicted model, not a curated record. Gene Ontology annotation, biological process: carotene catabolic process. Gene Ontology annotation, molecular function: carotenoid dioxygenase activity. Lineage: Eukaryota; Viridiplantae; Streptophyta; Magnoliopsida; Malpighiales; Euphorbiaceae. Bases 113 to 1927 code for a protein of 604 amino acids.
UCUCUCAAUAACUCUCUCUCUCGUUCUCUCUGGUUCUCUGCCAAAAAGCACGAAGAAACGCUUCUCUUUUUGCUAUCAACCUGAACAGAACCCCACAUCACUUAUCAUUUCCAUGGCGGCUGCUGCUAAUACAAUUUCUAAUUCCGGUAAUUGGUCUAAAACCCAAUUCCCCCACACAAUUCUUUCUUGUUCUCUGCUGGAUUUGGGCUCCAUAUCCUUCGCCAAGAUUAAGCCCAAUAGUAAAAGAACCAAAAUUCACUGCGCUCUAAACUCUCCCUCUGUUCUUCAUUUCCCUGAACAGUCCUAUCAAGCAACAGUAAUUCCCAAAGAUGACUCCUUUCUCGUUGGAAAACGCAAAACCGGUCACCUUCAGCUCCCACAGUGGAACCUCUUGCAAAGAGCAGCUGCUGUUGCUUUAGACAUGGUAGAAGGUGCCUUGGUCUCUCAUGAGCGCCAACAACAACUGCCCAAAACUGCUGAUCCGCGUGUCCAAAUUUCUGGAAACUAUGCUCCUGUACCUGAACAGCCCGUCCGGAACGAGCUUCCGGUCACCGGAACCAUCCCUGAAUGCAUUAAUGGUGUCUACGUGAGAAACGGUGCCAACCCACUUUUUGAGCCUGUCGCCGGUCACCACUUAUUUGACGGAGAUGGUAUGGUCCACGCUGUGACCAUUGAUAAGGGCAAUGCAAGCUAUGCUUGUCGUUUCACUGAAACAGAAAGGCUGAAACAAGAGAGAAAAUUGGGUAGGCCAGUGUUUCCUAAAGCAAUUGGCGAACUUCAUGGCCACUCUGGUAUAGCAAGAUUACUCCUUUUCUAUGCAAGAGGAUUAUGUGGGCUUGUUGAUCACACCAACGGAACUGGAGUGGCUAACGCCGGGCUUGUCUACUUCAAUGACAGUCUUCUUGCCAUGUCUGAGGACGACGUUCCUUACCAAGUGCGUAUUACUUCUAACGGCGAUCUUGAAACUGUCGGGCGAUACAAUUUCAAUGGCCAACUUGAGCACGCAAUGAUUGCGCACCCAAAGAUUGAUCCAGUUUCUAAAGAGCUAUUUGCUCUUAGCUACGACGUCGUUCAAAAGCCGUACCUAAAGUACUUCAGAUUCUUUCCCGACGGGACAAAAUCACCGGACGUCGAUAUCCCUCUUCCCGUGCCAACAAUGAUGCAUGAUUUCGCUAUCACUGAGAAUUUCGUGGUGAUACCUGACCAACAAGUUGUUUUCAAGCUUGAAGAAAUGAUAAGAGGGGGCUCUCCUGUUAUUUAUGACAAGGACAAGAAGUCUCGGUUUGGGAUUCUUGCAAAGAAUGCUGGUGAUGCUAAGGAUAUUAUCUGGGUGGAAUCGCCGGACACUUUCUGCUUCCAUUUAUGGAAUGCAUGGGAGGAGCCGGAAUCCGAUGAAGUAGUAGUGAUUGGAUCUUGCAUGACUCCCCCAGACUCCAUCUUCAACGAAUGCGACGAGAGUUUAAAGAGUGUAUUAUCAGAAAUCAGGCUCAACCUAAAGACAGGCAAGUCCACGCGCCGCCCAAUAAUUGAAGAAUCAAACCAAGUGAAUUUAGAGGCCGGGAUGGUGAACCGGAACAGGCUUGGGAGAAAAACUCAGUAUGCUUACUUAGCCAUUGUUGAUCCCUGGCCCAAGGUGUCUGGUUUUGCCAAAGUUGAUCUUUUUACGGGGGAGGUAAAGAAGCAUAUAUAUGGCGAUAAAAAAUAUGGUGGAGAGCCAUUUUUUCUGCCAAGGGACACAAAUAGCGAAGCAGAAGAUGACGGCUAUAUACUUGCUUUUGUUCAUGACGAGAAGAAAUGGCAAUCAGAGCUUCAAAUAGUGAAUGCCAUUAACUUACAAUUAGAGGCUACGAUUCAGCUGCCAUCCAGGGUUCCAUACGGCUUUCAUGGCACAUUCAUUGAUUCAAACGAUCUGGUGAAUCAAGCCUAGUCUUUUUUUUUUUUUUUUUUCUUGUGCCUGAAAUUACCCAAGAAGGAGAUUUAUUUCACCGGUGGGAUGAUGGUUGUGUCCCCGGAAUCUCCUGGACAUUAAAAACCCUAACAACCGUUUUGUUUCUGUUAGGCUUAUAGAGUUGUUUUUUUCUGUUCUUUUCUUAGUUUUAUUACAAAGGAACCAACUUGUAGCUUUUGGACAGUAGUUGAAUUGAAGCUCAGCUGGUUUCUGCUUCUGCUUCUGGUUCGUUUCAUUUGUCAGUGUUUGGUUCUCUGUAAAAAAUUUUACAGUUUACUCUUUUUCAA